GUCGGAUCAGAGACGAAGCGUCAGGAUCAAGCCAGCGUGAACCCCCCCGCAAACCACUUCCCCUUCCCACUGACGACGAACUCGCCGCUGAAAAGCUUCUUCGCUUCGCCGCCUCCUCCCCCUCUCUCCGGCGCGUUCGCCGCUCGCGAUCCUCCCGGCGCCGCCGCCGCCGCCGCGCGGGGGCCCUACUCGCGUCGACGCCGGGAGGGGGACGCCGUACUCCCUCCUCCUCGCGUCGCCCCGCCCCGCCGCCGAGUGCGACGCCGCUCUCUCUCUCUCUCUCCUCGCGAGAAACCCUAGCUGGAGUUGAAGUGAGGGGCUCACUGAAGUGAGCGGAGUGCGGGGGCGUGGAUGCUGCCGCGCUCCUCCGGCCAGAUCUAGCUAGCAGGCCAUGGCGAUGCGGGGGGUCGAUUUCAAGUGGUACGAUGGAUUCUUCCUCUCCAUGCUCGCCACCAGCCUAAUCAUUGUCUCCAUCAACUGGAAGAGGUAUCGUCUCUGCGCCCACCCGUUGCACAUAUGGAUCGUGGUUGACUACACCACCGUCUUCAUCUUCCGCCUUCUCAUGUUCGUCGAUAAUGGCCUUGCCGCCGGCAUGGGAUUGGAUCUUGGAUGGCAACAGAGAUAUGCUCGUUUUUGUGGGAGAAUUGUUGUCUUGUCGGUUCUUGUGCUUCUUCUCUAUCCCUUUCUUUGGGUUUGGACUGUGAUAGGAACAUUGUGGUUUAGCACUGCAAGAGGCUGUUUACCCGAGGAAGGACAAAAAUGGGGCUUCCUUAUAUGGCUGCUUUUCAGCUACUGUGGUCUCGCCUGUAUUGCGUGUGUGGCUGUUGGAAAGUGGCUAAGCCGAAGGCAUGCUCUCCAGCAGAGGGCACAACAGGGAAUACCAGUCUCUGAAUAUGGGGUUUUGGUUGACAUGAUCCGUGUGCCUGAUUGGGCAUUUGAGGCCGUUGGCUUGGAAAUGAGAGGAAUGGGCCAAGAUACUGCAUAUCAUCCUGGUCUUUAUUUAACAGCUGCCCAAAGAGAGGCAGUUGAGGCACUGAUUCAAGAACUCCCGAAGUUCAGACUGAAAGCUGUUCCUACAGACUGCAGUGAGUGUCCAAUCUGCCUGGAGGAAUUCCAUGUUGGCAACGAGGUCCGUGGGCUCCCGUGCGCGCACAAUUUCCAUGUGGAGUGCAUCGACCAGUGGCUCCGGCUGAAUGUCAAGUGCCCCCGUUGCCGGUGCUCCGUCUUCCCCAACCUCGACCUGAGCGCGCUCAACAACCUCCGGCCAUCCUCCGAGCCGGACCGGCCGUCGGCCAGCGAGGUGACAGCGGCGACGAUGGCGCGGUACGUGAGGUCGUCGCAGCCGGCUGGGCAGAGCUACCUGCUGCGGCUGCAGGGGCUGCUGCUGCGGCAGGUGGUGGUUCGGCACGGCGGCGGCGACGACAUGGCGAGCGCCGAGAACGGCGCUUCUCAUGUGGCCGCCGCGGUGACCGCGCCGGCGACCACCGGCGGCGUGGAGAGCGAGCUGCCUAGCAUAGUGGUUGACGGUGGGCAUCAGCUGCCGGAUCGCUGAAGCGCCCGGUGGACGGCGUGAUGUAGACUGAUAGUUAUAUGUGUGGGGAAGGGGAGGAUCGAAGCUAUGCAGCAGCAUGUUUUUUUUUUCUUUGAUCUUAUCUCCUGUGUGCAGAGUGUAUAAAUAUUAUGUAAAGGAGAUCAUUAUUGCAA
This is a messenger RNA of Oryza sativa Japonica Group (Japanese rice), 1704 nucleotides long. RefSeq names its product E3 ubiquitin-protein ligase SIS3. Lineage: Eukaryota; Viridiplantae; Streptophyta; Magnoliopsida; Poales; Poaceae. The record is from RefSeq and is a predicted model, not a curated record. Gene Ontology annotation, biological process: sugar mediated signaling pathway. Gene Ontology annotation, molecular function: ubiquitin-protein transferase activity.